Molecule: messenger RNA, 326 nt
Organism: Amoebophrya sp. A25
Lineage: Eukaryota; Dinophyceae; Syndiniales; Amoebophryaceae
Source: the annotation of a GenBank genome assembly
AUGACGCUUGACGAACCGAAUGAAAACUAUCCGGCAAGUUACUGGAGGAAAAGAUAUUGGGCAGAGAAGAAAGGCGACGAAGAAACGACUCGUCGACUUCAAACGGAGAAACUUGAGCUGACUUAUUUGACUCCAGCUGGAGAACAACAUCUUGCCCACGUGCUGAAAGCUGAAAAUACACGAUGCCAGAAAUCUAAUCAGCUACUAGCCCAGCAAGUUCGAGAUCUGGAGAAGGAGCUUCUUGCUGCAAAUGCUCGCUAUGAAGUACAGCAGCAAACAAUAUGCCUGAAGGAGAAGCACCAGGAAGCCAUGAAGCUGAAGCACCA